This is a messenger RNA of Seminavis robusta, 1861 nucleotides long. The record is from the annotation of a GenBank genome assembly. NCBI's taxonomy places the organism in Eukaryota, Bacillariophyta, Bacillariophyceae, Naviculales, Naviculaceae.
UGCUGCGGCUUGGUCUUAGUGGGAAGAAACUGGAGUGUGGGCUCUUGGGAUUGGAGUCGUUCCAGCAAGCCAAUUUCGUGUGACGUUGUGCCUCUCUCAUGCUUGCCACUGGGGUCUCUCCGAGUGGCACGAUUGCACAUGUCAGCAUCACGGGAUUUCGAAACAUUUGGAUCUUCUGUUUCCCCAUCUUUGUCCUCGGCCACGGGAGGAUCUACGUGAACGACAGACUCGUCGUUAAUGUUGUUCUGGGUCUCGUCGUUCAUGUUGUUGCAUAACGAAGAGCCAGCUUUUGUGUUGGUUUCAUUCAGAUUCAAAUUCAUGCUCCAUUGUUGUAGACUGCAGCGGACGAUUGAUGCCGGUUUGAUUCAUCAUUCUCUUUUGUCCUUUGUCCUUCGCGACGGAAGCGAAGCCAUUCCAAAACGGAACCUGUCAUGUUUGCUCGCUGCGCUUCCCUCACCCACCGAUGAAUCGCUCCACAACAACCAAGUCUACUGCAUCCAACCCUGGCCACACAUAGCAGUACAAAGCUCCGAUGCCCAUGUUAGCAUGACGAAGCCUUCUCCUGUCGUUUUGAGAGCAGACAGCCCCCUCUUUUCGAACUUGAUCUCUUGUGGAUCCAAGGUAAAACCCUGAACCCUAAAAAGAUACAGGACAACAAAACAAAAACAGCAUCCGUUUCGGAACAAUCUGCAGAUCUUUCUUGCUGUUGGGUCUGCAGAUGUUGGUGGUUGCUACAGUACAGUACAGUACCGGACAACCUUCCAAUAAUGGCGGACAGUGGUAAUAGUAGUGACGACAAUAGCUGGAAUGAGUUUCUGGGAAGCUUUCAUAAUACGAACUAUGACAUUGAAGAUUUGCCACAGUUUCAAUUGGCAUCCCACGUGGGUCAUCUCCGCCAACAGGUGGAUCUGAGCGACGGUAUACUUGUAACCAAUGAUGGCGUCGAGUUUCCAAUCCACAAACUCAUCUUGGCAUCUCGGAGCGAGUAUUUCAAGACGCUGUUCUAUGGCAGCUUUCAAAAAGAGUCCACCCUACACCUGCCGUUUGACAGUACCAUCAUUGAAGCCAUUCUUUCCUAUUGCUACGCGGAUUCCUUUUCUUCUUUUGGUGGUGGCAGCCACGAGGAAAACACUAACAACCAUAAUAACCAAACAGCACAAGAUUUGGGACGUCAGAUUGUUCGUUUGGCAGCCGCCGCAUCCUUCCUCCUGCUAGAAGGCAUGAUUCGCAAGCUAUGGGUGCGAAGUCUCAAAAUCAUGUUCCAACAACCCGACUGUAUUCCCAUCAUGUACCAAGAAGCAGAAGCUCAGAAUGUCCGUGCCAUUCAAAAGCUGGCCAUUCAUGCCUAUUGGAUCACAACAACAAGUGCUACCCAACAACAACCACAACCAGGGUCCUUGUCGUCGUCACAUUUUACGUCGCCACACGGCGAUCUGGAAUCGACAUUCCAUCCCGAUGCUGCCUAUGACACUCAUGGAGUCUUUUUGUGUCUGGGAUGCUCCGAGGAACAAGUCAAUGGGGACUACUAUGCGGAAGGAGGGCCUCUGAGAUAUGAAAAUGAUCAAGGGUUUCGCUUGGAACCCGAGACAACGCCACAACACGAAGGAGGAGCAUUGGAAUUGGGCACGACCAUCCUCCUCCAGGAUCCCCAUGGGCACCGUCGAUACAAACUGUGGUCCAUGAUCUUUCCACCCACGGAUCACCUGCCACAUCAGUGGGGAAUCUGUAGUAGUGCUGCUAGUGAUGGUGAAACAACAAACCGCAACAACCAAGGUGACGAUAGUAUACCUCCAAUUAGUUUCUUUUUCAAAAGGUCACGUCGACGGCGACAGUAUUAAUCGAAUAAUGCCAAGAAGGAAGG